UGGCCUAACUUAGCCCAAUCUGGUCACCCUCAUAUUUGGGAAGUCUGUCAAGCACGAGCUUCACAUUUGAGCCGCUGAUGAAUUGAGCCGAAACCCUAACCCCCCCUCCGAAAGCAUCACUAAUAGAGUAGCUCACUCGGUUUGGACAUGAAGGUCAAGGAGCUGGACCUGACGGCCAACGUGGCGUGGUCGCCGGCCGCCUUGAAUCCCGUCUACUUGGCCACGGGCACUGCGGCCCAACAACUCGACGCCACCUUCAGCACGAACUCGGCCUUGGAGUUGUACCGCCUGAAUUUGGACGAGACUGGCUAUGACAUGCCCAAAGUGGCAUCCCUGCCGGUGGAGAGCCGAUACCACAAAUUGGCCUGGGGCGCCGCAGCCAAUUCCAACAGUGACGCCAAUCGCCCAAGUGGCGUGAUUGUGGGCGGACUGGACCAAGGCGUGCUCACCAUGUACGACGCCAACAAGCUCCUCAAAGGCCAGGACAACCCGGUGGUGUUCAGCCAGAACAAGCACACUGGACCCGUGUCCGCCCUGGACUUCAACCCGUUCCAGAGCAAUCUGCUGGCCUCGGGCGCCUCGGAUUCGGAGAUCUUCAUCUGGGACCUGAACAAGCUCACCGCACCCAUGACUCCGGGAGGCAAGAGUCAACCCGCCGACGACGUCCGUUGCGUGGCCUGGAACAAGCAGGUUCAACACAUCUUGGCCUCGUCGUUCGCUUCGCGUUGUGUGGUUUGGGAUUUGCGGAAGAACGAUCCCAUCAUCAAGGUGAGCGAUUCCACGUCGCGCAUGCGCUCCAAAGUUGUGGCGUGGCAUCCGGAGGUGGCCACCCAACUGUGCCUGGCCUCGGAGGACGACCACACCCCUGUGAUUCAGAUCUGGGACCUGCGUUUGGCCUCGUCGCCAUUGAGGACGUUGGAGAGUCAUCAACGGGGAGUUCUGUCUGUGGCUUGGUGCGAUCAGGAUUCGGAUCUAUUGCUCUCUUGCGGAAAGGAUAACCGGAUUCUCUGCUGGAAUCCCAAUUCUGCCCAACCCGGCGGAGAGAUCCUUUGCGAGUUGGCCUCGUCCACUCAAUGGAGCUUUGAAGUGUCUUGGUGUCCGAGAAACCCGGCCGUGAUCGCCAGUUCGAGCUUCGAUGGCCACGUGGCUGUCUACUCCCUCAUGGGUGGCCAACAACAGGCCCAACCUACGACGGCCAUCGCGGAUUCUUUCCCCGGAAUGGAGGCCAUGCAGCCCGUGGCUCAACAACAGAGUGUGACCAUGCAGUUGAAGAAACCGCCCAAGUGGUUGAUGAAGCCGUGUGCGGCUCGGUUCGGAUUUGGAGGAAGAUUGGUCAGUGUUGAAACAGUGAAGGCCCCAGCCAAUGCUCAACAGCCUCCUCCUCCCAAGUCCAGCGUGUAUUUGUCCAAGGUGAUCACUGAGCAAGAUUUGGUGGACCGAUCCAUGAGACUUGAGACCUCUAUCCAGAACCAGAAUUUGGCCGAGUUUUGCGAGAACAAGAUCCACACCACCAUUCGGAACGAAGAUCAGCAAAUCUGGCGGUUCAUCAAGGCUAACUUUCAAUCCAAUCCACGAUUGGAGUUCCUCGAUCUCUUGGGAUACAACCCGGAUCGCAUUGCUUCAUUGGUGGAAGAAAUUAGUGGCGUGAAGUUGGAGGACCCCAAGGAAGAGUCCGAGAUGACGAAUGGUUUGUCCAAUUUGGAUUCCACCAUGGAUAAAGAGGGUGCUUUUGAGGCCAUUGCCGCCCAGACCGAAGUGAUCAAGGACGUGUUGGAGCCUCCGAAGAAGCCAUUCCUCAUUGCCACCGAUGAAAGUCCCACGGGUCUUUUAACCAAGGCUUUGUUGGCCGGGAACAUUGAGUUGGCCGUUGAAUUAUGUCUGGAACAGAAUCGGAUGGCGGACGCGCUAGUUUUAGCCGCGCAAGGAGGCGAUGAACUCGUGCAAAGAACGCAGAAGAGAUACUUUGGCAAGUGUCAAUCCCAUGAAUCCAAUCUCAUUCGAGGCGUGGUGACCGGAGAUUGGCGUGAUUUUGUCGAGCGAUGUGAUCCCUCCGGUUGGAAAGAGGCCUUGGUGGCCACAGUCACUUAUGCCUCUAAUGAGGAGUUCCCAUCCAUUUGUGCAACCUUGGGCUCGCGUUUGAGCGGGUUGCCCGCCAUGUUGUGCUUCAUCUGUGCGGGUGACUUGGAUAAUGUCGUGGAAUGCUGGAUGAAGACCAAGACCACGGAUAGUGGACCAAGUGCCUUGCAAGACUUAGUGGAGGUAGUGAUGACCUUGAAGAACGCCAUUGAGCAAAUCUACGGUCAAGUUAACAUCACUAGUGGACCAUUAUCCUCCAAACUGAUCCAAUAUGCCAACCUUUUGGCGGCUCAAGGAGCUCUCUCAGCGGCUUUAGGCUAUUUGGGAGAUUCUGAAGAGGAUACGAUCAAAACGCUCCGGGAUCGAUUGAGUGGAGCAUUGGGACGCCAAGCCAACGCUUCGUCGAUGUCCAAGCCAUAUCAACAGAAAACGCACCGCUCAUCGGUUGGUGCUCGAAGCCGGCAGUCCAGUUUUGGAUACAAUGAUCCUGUUCCAUCUCAGUCCACGUACGCUCCAGCUCCUCCUCCUCCUGCUCAUUCCUCGGGAUCUAUGACCAUGUAUGGAGGGAGCCAACCCAGUUAUGGUGGCUACAGCUCCACCAUGGACUACCCACCAACCCCCUCUGCUAUGCCUAGUUGGAACUCCCAGGCCCCAGGGCCUUCGCCCAUGGUUCCCGCCAGUGCACCUGCUGCUCCGCCCUCCAUUUUCAACCCAGCUGCAGCUGUGCCUUCAAGCAUGGCUCCACCUGUGGCCGAUGGUCCACCUUUACCCAUGGGACAUGUCCCGGACCACGGUGGUCCCGGUUACAAACCCCCCAUUUCGGAUGGUUUUGGGUGGAAUGACCCUCCUCCCAUGUCACUGACGAGUAAACCCAAGGCCUCUUCGUUGAUGACGAAAACCACGACCUCGUUACCCUCGGACCCCAUCACCCAGCCUUUGAUGGGACCCCCUGCCUCGGAGGUCCCGCCCACCAAUCAUGCCAAUCAAUAUGGCAUCAUGAAUCCCGCCCACAGUGGAAUUGCUGCACCUCCCCCGCCUUCACCGGCCAACUCCAUGAUGUCCAGUGGACCUAGCAUGUAUGGAUCAAGCUCAUAUGGAUCAGCUCCCGCCCCCACUGGGUUCAAUCCUGGUCCUCCUCCUCCUCCUCCCAGUUCCCAGGCCUCGUAUGGCUACAACCCCAGCCCCUCCCCCAUGAUGCCCGAGCCAGUCGCCUAUUCUCCGCCUUCGUCUCAAAUGCCUCCGGCCAAUUUCAUGAUCCCCGCCCAACCGGACUUACCGGCCAAUAUGAUGACACCGACCCAAUUCCAACCGGCCCCUCCGUCUUCUUUGCCCAAUGCAAUGGCACAACGAGAACCCCCAAGGGAGAAAGGACCAAUCCCUCAGGAACACCAAGAAAUUCACGAUGUGUUGGAGAACCUGCGGACCAAAUGUCUGGCCUCCGCCAACCAUCCCCAAACCCGACGAAAAUUGGAGGACGUGGGCAAGAAGCUUGAAAUUCUCUAUGAUAAACUCCGAGAACAAUCGCUUCCGGUAGCCACAACCAAUGGACUUCAUCAGAUUGUCCGUUCCCUCUGUUCGUAUGAUUAUCAGUCCUGUUUGGUGACGGUUAACAAGUUGGUCUCAACCGGCUCAUUUACCACCUUGUCCGAGUUUUUGCCAGGGGUGAAGGUACUCUUGCAAGUGGCCACGCAGCUCGGGGUUUUCCCUGAUCCGCGAUGAUUUGAACAGUUGACCCCAAGCACUUUGGAUUCCCUUCAUCAAUUGAUUGGGUUUCUGAGGACAUCCGACUAUGGAAAUGGCAUGGCUCUGUACACAAGUAUUGUUUCCGGGCCCAGCUUUGCUGAAAUUGCUGGCUUCAUGCCAUCAC
Tigriopus californicus is the source of this 3943-nucleotide messenger RNA. RefSeq names its product protein transport protein Sec31A-like (gene Sec31). The transcript is spliced from 15 exons. Gene Ontology annotation, biological process: endoplasmic reticulum to Golgi vesicle-mediated transport; COPII-coated vesicle cargo loading; intracellular protein transport. The record is from RefSeq and is a predicted model, not a curated record. Gene Ontology annotation, cellular component: COPII vesicle coat; endoplasmic reticulum exit site. The coding region runs from base 148 to 3795 and encodes 1215 amino acids. Gene Ontology annotation, molecular function: structural molecule activity; protein binding. NCBI's taxonomy places the organism in Eukaryota, Metazoa, Arthropoda, Copepoda, Harpacticoida, Harpacticidae.